Molecule: messenger RNA, 1638 nt
Organism: Jatropha curcas
Lineage: Eukaryota; Viridiplantae; Streptophyta; Magnoliopsida; Malpighiales; Euphorbiaceae
Source: RefSeq, a predicted model, not a curated record
AUGACUCACUCCUUUGUUCAAGCUUCAGAUGUUAUUGGGAGAGAUUUUGAUAGAGAUAAAAUUAUCGACUUAUUGUUGCAUUAUAGUAAGGAAGAAAAUCUUUCAGUUGUUCCUAUAAUUGGAAUUGGUGGCCAAGGUAAGACGACAUUAGCUAAAAUGGUGUAUAAUGAUGAAAGGGUGGAGAAGAAUUUUCAAUUGAAGAUGUGGGUUUGUGUGUCUCAGGAAUUUGAUGUUACUACGUUGGCUAAGGAGAUUACUAGUUCUGCUACUGGUAGGAGUUAUGGUGACCUGACAAUGGAUCAAUUGCAAGCACGAUUGCGGAGGAGUUUAGGUGGUAGAAAGUUUUUGCUUGUUUUGGUUGGAGGGUUUGUGGCUUUGGGAAGUAAAUGUAAAAUUAUUGUAACUACAAGGAGUUCAAAAGUUGCUUCUGUUGUAGGCAAUGAUUUUGCAUACAAUUUGCCUGGUCUUUCCCAUAAGGAUUGUUUGUCUUUGUUUUUGAAAUGGGAAUUUAAUCCAGGACAAGAGAAGCAAUAUCCGAAUCUCAUAGAUACUGGGAAUGAGAUUGUAAGGAAAUGUGAAGGGGUUCCUUUAGCAAUUGAAGAGAAAUGGUUGCGUUUUGUUGAAGAGAAUGGGUUGCGUUUUGUGAAAGAACUAUGGUCGAGAUCUUUUCUCCAAGAUAUUGAGGAUCAUGGUUUCUUUUUUACCUGCAAAAUGCAUGAUCUUGUACAUGAUCUAGCUAUAUCAGUUGCGCAAAGUGAGUGCUCAACUGUAAACUUUCUCACCCCAUCUGUUGAUGAAAAGGUCCGUCAUUUAUCCUUUUCAGGCAGUAAUUUGCCAAGUCAACAAGUUCCUAAGUUCUUACACAAGUUAGAGAAGGUAAGAACUAUAUUUUUCCCAGUUAGGGGGAUGGGGCCUACUAGCGGAACAUUUAUUGACACCUGCAUGUCAAGAUUCAAGCACUUACGAGUGCUUAAUCUUAGCGAUUCAUGCUUUGAGACAUUGCCAAAUUCAAUUGGUACCUUGAAGAAUUUGAGAUACCUUGACCUUUAUAGGAAUCGGAAGCUUCGAAAACUCCCUAAUUCCAUUUGCAGGCUGCAGAAUUUGCAGACCUUAAGACUUGAAGAAUGUGAGAAGCUUGAAGAAAUUCCUAGAGAUAUCAAGCACACGACUCGCCUCAGGUUUUUGGAGAUACCUACAAAACAGACUUCCUUCCCAGAAAACGGUAUAGGAUGUCUCAGUUCUCUAAGAUAUCUGUCUUUGUUUGAAUGUGGAAAUUUGGAAAAAUUGUUUGAUGAUAUGCAGGCUCUGACAUCGCUUCGAACAUUGGUUAUAACUUCUUGCGGGAGUCUAGCAUCCUUACCUCGCGGUAUAAGGAAUCUAUCUGCAUUAGAGACUUUGGUUAUUGGAGACUGUGGAAAGCUUAAUUUGAUGGAGAUGGAAAAUACUGAAGAUUUCAAUCUGAGCCUUAGUUCAUCCUUAGUUUUUGAGUGCAAUUCCUCACUGCCUCACUGGCCCCAUUUCAUACAUCGGGUUCAAAAAGAAGGACCUUUUAGCAGGAGCUCUUCAAAGCUCCUCAUCAAAUUGGUAUUUCAAGACUGGCUCUCAGCAACUUUUGUUUCUCUUUUUAGCCUCAGCUGA